AUGAUUUCGUCGAAUGCUCUGAUGGGAUUGGCUGCUGGGGCCGGUGCGUUUGUCCUGUUCUGUUUCUACUACGACCACAGGCGAAGAAGCGAUCCUCUCUACAGGGUGAAACUUCGUGAAAGUCCGUUAUUGAAAGCCAAGGAAUCGGCCAAGAAGGCUAAAAAAGUUGAAAAUAAACCUGAUUUGAACGAUCCUGAAUCAUGUCAAAAAUUUUUCCUGAGAGAAAUUCAGUUGGGCGAAGAGCUGCUUAGCCAAGGUGACAUACAUGAGGGCAUUGAACACUUGGCCAAUGCCCUAGCUGUCUGUAGCCAACCCCAGCAGCUGAUGUCUGUUUUCCAGCAAACCCUCCCACCACAAGUCUGUCAGCUGCUUGUCGCUCAAAUUCCCAUAGCAGCCCAGCGCUUGGUUGAAGGUGAGUUAGAUGGUACAUUUCCUAUCCAUGGCAAGCCGAAACUCGUAGAAGACGAUUUGGAAUAAUCGUAAUAUGAUAACAUUAUUAUUUGUGUUAUUGUUAUAAUUACAAUCUGAUUUUUAUUAGAUAUAAUUCAUAUUUGGAUGGAUGAAUUAAUGAGAUAUCAUCUGACAUGAUUCCAUAUAAAUAAAUGUGGAUACAUUCAUUGCUUGUUCCUGCUAAUUUUGUGUGUGUGUGUGUGUGUUAACUAUUUUGGAGACUUUUAUGUCACUGAAAGAAUUUGAUGUGAAUUUUUUAAGAAAGAUUUUGGAGAAGUUUUCGAAGUUUCAUAUUAUGUAUAAUGGUCAGGGAAGUGGCAUCAUUUAUUUUUUAAUAAUGUAAAUAAUGACGUCAUCGUUUAUUUUUACCCUUUUUACUUUUGAUUUAGAAAGUUCCGUGGAGUGUUCUAUGACGUAACAACAAGUAUGGUAUUAAGUUAACAAUAUACCAUUAUACACACAUUGAAUCUUUGUUGUGUGUAUGUUUAAAUCUUCUGAACAUACGAAUCUUUUCAUUGUUUAUUUAUAACAGUUGAUAUUUCAUCUCAAUAUAAAAAAAAAUUGAUAAAAG
This is a messenger RNA of Helobdella robusta, 1021 nucleotides long. RefSeq lists its product as hypothetical. Gene Ontology annotation, biological process: protein targeting; tRNA import into mitochondrion; protein import into mitochondrial matrix. Lineage: Eukaryota; Metazoa; Annelida; Clitellata; Rhynchobdellida; Glossiphoniidae. Bases 1 to 477 code for a protein of 158 amino acids. The transcript has 7 exons. The record is from RefSeq and is a predicted model, not a curated record. Gene Ontology annotation, cellular component: mitochondrial outer membrane translocase complex; mitochondrial outer membrane. Gene Ontology annotation, molecular function: transmembrane protein transporter activity.